This is a messenger RNA of Salvia miltiorrhiza (redroot sage), 3729 nucleotides long. RefSeq lists its product as uncharacterized. The record is from RefSeq and is a predicted model, not a curated record. Gene Ontology annotation, cellular component: mitochondrion. The coding region runs from base 2570 to 3370 and encodes 266 amino acids. NCBI's taxonomy places the organism in Eukaryota, Viridiplantae, Streptophyta, Magnoliopsida, Lamiales, Lamiaceae. Gene Ontology annotation, biological process: protein modification process. The transcript is spliced from 6 exons.
GGUGUUUCCGCUGCCUGCUUCGAUCUUGUUAUCCUUAGUAUUAAAAAUGCAAGAUUUGAUAUUUAGUGAUCUGUUUGUAUCGAAUAGUGAUAUUAAGUUGGACUUAAUUUUGCUUCAUUAACACUAAUAUUAUUAUUUUGCAUAUUAAGUUUGCACGAGUAACUAACUAAUUCAAGAAUUAAUUAAGUUUGCAUAUUUACUUGUACUACUACUAGGAUUUCCUUAAAUUGAUACUUGUAUUUUCAUUACAGAUCAACUUAUAGUUGUGCAGCCGUCAGACUUUGUUGUCAUAUUCACUUGAUUUUGCUGAAAGGUUAGUCUUUCUCAAUUUUAUUUAUAAAUUUAUUUGAUAAAAUUUAGGAUUAUAUAUGUUGAUUGAAUUUGUAUAAGCAUGAUUAUGUGUUUGUAUUAUCGCCGGUGGGGGAGAGGCGAAGAGCAUGAUUAGAUAAGCAUGUAUCUAGGUAGUAAAUGGAGAUUAGGUUGGGAGAUGACUGUGUUCCAUCUCAUUUUGUUGCUGUGGUGAUGGCUUGGAGCCGCGUAUAUGUUAUUUGUUUGAAUUUGUGUCCUUUAGGCAUUUGUUCGAUAACUUGGUAGAAAAUAAAAAAUAAGGAAUGUUUUUUUUAUCGACCCCUAGUAGAUUAUAUAAAUUAUGACUUUAUAUUCUUUGACUUUGAUGUGUAUUACUAUUUUGAAUAUGUAGUAUGUUAGACUUGGAUGUGUGUGAAAACUUAUUGGGAUUGUAGUAUGUGAAAACUUAUUAGGAUUGCAUUUGAAUGUUUGAAAACUUAUUAGGAUUGACUUGGAUGUGUGUUAUCAUUGGACUUUAGUUUGAUUUAAAUUAUCAUUGUUGUUAAAUAGAUUGAUUUCGAAAAUAUGUGUAAAUUGUCGAUAACAGGUGAAACUUAAAAUCUGGAUAAUUUCAAUUUUUUUUAAAUGAAUACCGACGGAUACACCGUCGGUAAUUUUCCGGCAAUCGCACGGCGGCUCCGGCACUAGUCCGUCGGUGUUCCGUCGGCGACAGGAUGAUAAAGUCGUCGUCUACUGAGAAUUGGGUGACGGACUUUCGAUCGUGGAUCCGUCGGUAAUUUCCGACGGACAACUUUAUCCGUCGGUGUAUUGUUUACCGACGCGUCUUUUAACGUCGAGCUGUCGACGUCGGCACUCCGUCGGAAUCUACCUUUACCGACGGAAAUUUGGGUUUUACCGACGGAAAAAUCCGUCGGUGAUCGCGAAUAAUGUUGUAGUGCUCGCACUCAGCACACUGUUAGAUAUAUUAACAUUUAUGGAGGUUCAUGGUGGUACGAAUCUCCCUAUUAAAUUUCACUAAAAUGCUUAAUCUAUUAGAGGAAGUAUGGGUACAUAUUCAAUCAUAAUUAGUAUCUACUCCUACAAGAUUAUUAUUAAAUAGAAAAUCAAAUACCUUGAGGUUGGUUCAAAUUUAAAUUUAUAUAACUUUUCUUUCGAGACUGAAAGAUAUUUGUUGAUCAAUAUUUCUAAUUUACAAAAAGUUAAUAGUUUCUUGUCACUGAAACUCCAAUUGAAACAACUUUUUGCUAAAGUUGUAACCCUCAUCCUAGAUAAUAGAUCACUUCAUAAUAUGAGAAUCAAUAAUUAAUCUUAUAAUUUAUAAAUGAUGUUAACAAUUUAAUCUUAUUAUGCAAUAUAAUCUUAUAAUUCAACAAUUUAAUCCUAAAGUUGUAUUAUAUGAUGUUAACAAUUUAAUCUUAGUUAUAGUUUAUUAUGUAAAUUAUUUAGAAUCAAUGAUUAAUCUUAUUUUUCAUUUUAAUGUAAAAUUUGCAACACAAAGAAGCAUCAGUCGAAAUCAUGGGAGUUUUGAACAUUUUAAUCAAAUUCAAAAUGGUAAUCACAUUUGCAAAAAAAGAUUACAUCUUAAAAAUUAAUCACAUCCCAAGCCCAUGAACUCUCUUACACUAACAAAGCCCAAUUAUGCAUACUAUAAAUACCCCAACUCACUCAUUCUAGAGUUUUUACUCACAAGCACAUCAGCGGCGCCCAACCUCUCCAAACCUAAAUCUUCAGAUCUUCUUCCUCCACCAUCAAUUUCAAACUUCUCCUCCGUCGCCCAAGAUGAAUCCACUAACCCACCCGCACAGCGCCCUGCCAAACCCACUGCCAUCUAACCACGGCGCCUUGUCACCGCAGUUGCACACCCUUCUUGAAACCAUAGAUAUUCUGCUGUCGUCUAGUGCCGUUGCUGUCAUCACCUGAGACGGUGACGUUCGACGCCGCCGUUGGCUCGCCGACACUAACAACUCGCUAGCGCCGCCUUGCUCAGAGCUGCUGCCACCGUUGGCAUCAGGACCUCGGCUGCCGCAACAACCCCAAAAACGUUGUGGUUCUACUUCAGAAUUGGCGAAGAACGAUAGGGAUACCUGCUGCCAAAACAAUUGGUUUUUAUUAACAGUUUUAUGUUACCAUCUCUCACGUCAAUCCUAAAUCUUCACCUUUCAUACGCACUCUCAGUUUCGCCACCUCCACCACUAUAAGAACCAAUUUGGCGCCGGCAAUCGGCUGUUUCGACCGCAAAAACCUCCGUUUUCUAGUAUUCAUGGCGGCAUCUCAGGCAAGAAACGCUGGGCUGCCGAUGAUCAAUCUUCUCCGGUUGAAAGGAGUGUCCAUUUUGCAGCAAUUGCAUUUGGAAGAGAGGCUGCUGCGGACUUCGUCUGAAAACUGGUGCAUCAUCAACGACGGAACAACCUGCCCCACCAUCGUCAUGGGUGUUUCAGGGAAACCUAAGGAACUUCUUGAAACUGAUGCUGUUCUAAGAGAUGAAAUUCCAGUCAUCCGAAGGUUUACAGGAGGUGGUACUGUUAUUGUUGAUCAGGGCACUAUUUUCGUAUCGUUUAUAUGCAACAAGGAUGCUAUUACAGGUUUACAAUCGUAUCCUCGACCUAUCAUGUCAUGGAGCAGCCUAAUAUAUAAGAACAUGUUUCAAGGAAUCGGGGAGUUUGGCCUUCGAGAGAAUGAUUACGUGCUUGGCAACCGCAAGUUUGGUGGAAAUGCUCAGUCUAUUACCAAAAAUAGGUGGGUUCACCAUACUUCCUUUUUAUGGGAUUAUGAGGUCGGUAACAUGGGUUAUCUGAAAAUGCCAACACGAGUUCCUGAAUAUCGACAGGCCAGGAACCAUGUGGAGUUUAUAUGCCGCUUGAAGGAGUUCAUGUCAAGGUCAGAUUUCAUUAAUGGAACCACGGAUGCAGUUGCCGCCUAUUUUGCAUUGAGAUCACCCGAUGCAGACGAUAUCCAGAAUCAUUCCUCUCAAUUUGAGCCGUCCAGUAAGCUAUUAACUCGACAGGAACUCGGAGAUGAAGCCUCUAUUGACCUCGUAGGUACCGUCUCUCAGGCGUUGUGAUAUAAAGCACUGGGGGAUGAGGUGAGGCUCAAUCUUUUCACUGAAUGUGUCUUAAAAAUAAUUUCUAUGGAUUUUAACCUUUUUUUUAAGUUGGGGGAUAGAGGGAUUGAGAUUAGUAGUAUGAUCAUCCACCCUUAUAAAGAGGGAAAAUACCAUUGAGAUACAAUGCUAAGGUGUAUGAAUUUUAACCCUUGAAUGGUAUCACACUAGAUUCCUUUAUUGUGUUGUGGCACUUCAUUUUGGAUUUGCUUUUGCUUCUAGAUAGUUUAGAAGGCCCACACAAACACAAUUUCAUGUCCCAAAACUUGGCUGAGACAAUUCAAAGAAUUUUUAUUAGUGUGUUUUGUUGAAUUUGAAAA